Molecule: messenger RNA, 2631 nt
Organism: Quercus lobata
Lineage: Eukaryota; Viridiplantae; Streptophyta; Magnoliopsida; Fagales; Fagaceae
Exons: 8
Coding region: 149-2572 (807 amino acids)
Cellular component (GO): membrane
Molecular function (GO): protein binding
Source: RefSeq, a predicted model, not a curated record
UACUGUUUGUGUAUGUUUCUUUGUAGCACUAGCACAGGACUCGGUCGAUCUCUAGUAUAAAAUCAAAACACAAGUCCCAGUUAGUUUUACCAUCUCCUACUCAUCUAACUCGACUCGUUUCCUGUCCUCCUUCUUCCUGUUAGCGAAAAUGACUUCCACCAUAGCCCAAACGGAUGAGAAAAUCAAGAAAGAUUUGUUCAAAAUGGCCAUGAGAGGCCAAUGGGAAGACGUGGUUAAUAUAUAUAGUGAAAAUAAAAAGCUCCACAAGGCCAAGCUCACAAGUUCAGGGGACACAGCAUUACACAUUGCUGUCUCCGAUGGCAAAGAAGAGGAAGUCAGAAAACUUGUGGGAUGUAUCCCCGCUCAACCAGAUAGAAAAGAUGUUCUGACAAUUAAAAACGAACAAGGGAGUACCCCUCUCCAUAUUGCUGCAUCAAUGGGGAAUGUGGCUAUGUGUGAGUGCAUUGCAAGAGUUGAUCCAUCAUUGGUGGGUGCUCGUAAUGAUGACAAUGAGACUCCUUUUUUCUUGGCAGCGCUCUCUGGUAAAAAAGACGCCUUUCUUCGUCUUCACCAGAUCUGUGGUACCGAAAAUGGCUAUGAAUAUUCAAGGAGGAAGGAUGGUGACACUAUUCUUCAUUGCGCCAUCGCUGGUGAUUAUUUUGAAUUGGCAUUUAGAAUAAUUCACUUGUAUGAAAAACUAGUUAACUCUUUCAAUGAGAAAGGAUGGACCCCUCUUCAUUUGCUAGCGAGCAAGCCUUCCGCCUUCAGAAGUGGUAGCCACCUUGGAGGAUGGUAUAAAAUGAUUUAUUACUGUAUCUUUGUUGAUGAGCUCAAGCAUGAAUCAUCUGAUCACCUGCCAAAAAACAAUCAGAAUUUGAAAGAUGCAUCUGUCAAAGAGCCCGAGACGCCAACAGGACCAAAUAACAGUCUCAAUGACCAAAGUGAUCUGAAUUUUCAAGAUAUCAUUAUUUAUGAUGAUCUCAAUGACCAAAGUGAUCUGAAUUUUCAAGAUAUCAUUAUUUAUGAUGAUCUUGAGACGAAACCAUCUGAUCACCCGUCAACGGGACCUGGAAACGGUCUCGAUGACCAAAAGAAACAGGAUUAUCCAGAGAACUACAGAACAUGCCUCGACUUAUUGCAAUUUUUUUGGGAUGCAGUUUCAGUUGCAGAAACAAAGAGUGGAGUGGCAACAGAUGAAGAGAACCCUAGCGCUAAAGCAGGAUUCAAUGCUACCAAUGGAGUACUGGGGCAUGAACUGUUUCCAGCUAAUUAUGGCACCUGCUUUGAGUUUGUCAAGUUCGCAUCCAAGGCAAUGCUGGUCAUUUUUGGACUAGGAUCUACUGGGAUAAGAAAUAUACAAGAGAAGAAAAAGAAGCACACAUGGGCCGUUCAGAUCAUGAACGAACUUCUUCAAUAUAGUUCAUCAUAUGAAUAUGAUGACACUGGGGAGAACCCAGUGGGCGCAACAAUACCCCCAACAGAUAGAGAGACGACAGUGCCUUAUCAUCUUAGUGGCAGCACCGUCCCUGUGGACCCUGCAACAAUUUCCCCAACAGAUACAGAGACAGUGCCUUAUCAUGUUAGUGGCAGCACCGUCAUGGACGGAGCGAAGGAGAAACCCGCUGAAAAGGUAAAGGUAAUAAAGAGGGAGACUCCCGUAUUAAUUGCAGCUAAGAAUGGUAUCACUGAAAUUGUGGAGAAGAUCCUGGAACUUUUGCCCUUUGCCAUACAUGACAUGAAUGAAUACAAGAAGAAUAUAGUGUUGUUGGCGGUGGAAAACAGGCAACCACAUGUUUAUCAGCUUCUGCUACAAAAAAAUAUGAUGAAAGAAAGCGUGUUUCGGAGAGUGGAUGACGAAGGUAAUAGUGCCUUGCAUCUCGCGGCAAAGCUUGGAGAGCAUAAGCCUUGGCUAAUUCCUGGAGCAGCAUUGCAAAUGCAAUGGGAAAUCAAGUGGCAUGAGUUUGUCAGAGAGUCCAUGCCCUUCCACUUCUUCCAACGCUACAACAACAAGGGCGAGACCUCAAGAGAGAUAUUCACCGAAACCCACAAGGAUCUCGUCAAAGAUGGCAGCAAAUGGCUAACCAGCACCUCUGAAUCUUGCUCCGUAGUCGCUGCACUCAUAGCCACUGUGGCCUUCGCCAGCGCCACCACAGUCCCCGGAGGCGUUAAGCAGGAUGUUGGCACUCCAACACUUGAAAACCAGCCUGCAUUCGACGCCUUUGCCAUCUCAUCACUCGUUGCGCUCUGCUUCUCCGUCACGGCUUUGGUCAUGUUCCUCUCCAUCUUAACAUCUCGGUACCAAGAGAAGGAUUUUGGUAGUGACCUGCCAAAGAAACUUCUGCUGGGUUUGACAUCACUGUUCGUUUCCAUAGCUUCCAUGUUGAUUGCCUUCUGUGCGGGACAUUUCUUUGUGCUAAAGGAUAAACUGAAAUAUGCAGCGUUUCCAGUGUAUGCAGUGACCUGCCUGCCGAUAACAUUUUUUGCAGUAGCCCAGUUUCCACUGUACUUUGAUCUUAUAUGGGCUACCUUCUUGAAGGUGCCACAACGUAGCUACAAGGUGAUUCCUCUUUAAUGUGUGAGUUUAUUUCAUUAUUAUAAUUUUUUUUUUUUUUCAUUUUAUGGAAUUUGAUG